GCCAAUCUUGAAGAAUCCAGAGAGGAGGACGGCUGGAGGGAUCAGUCAGUGUGCAGAAUGAUUCAGAUUUUGGAGCCACGUUCUCUGCCACGGUCCAUUAUGCCUGUUGAUGUUGCAGUAAGGAUAUGCUUAGCACACUCACCUCCUCUAAAGAAGUUUCUCAGCCCUUAUGACGACUACAGGGGCCGCAAUUUUGUCAACCGUUUUAAGCCACUCAGGCCAUGCAUUUCCUUAAAAAAGGAAUCCGAUUCCAGGAACGGCGAGUGGAACCGGUCGAAAUCCCGAGCCAAAAAGCAAGUUGUCUUUGCUGACUCCAAAGGGCUCUCGUUGACAGCGGUGCAUGUAUUCUCAGAGUUUAAGGAAGAGCCUGACACCGACAUCCAGUUUGAUCUGAUUAAUCUUGAAGGCAUCACAGCCAGCUUAAAACUACAUGAAGAGAAGAACCUGAUCCUGGGAUUCCCGCAGCCCUCAGCUGAUUACUUGUUGUUUCGGAAUAAAAUUCAAAAGAACUUCAUUUGUUUGGAGAACUGCAGUCUUCAGGAGAGAGCUAUUUCCGGAACCAUCAAAGUAAAGAAUCUGAGCUAUGAAAAAGAAGUCAAGGUGCGAGUGACCUUCAACACCUGGAAAAACCACACAGAAUUGAACUGCAUCUACAUGAACAAUGUGUAUGGGGGCACAGACUGUGACACCUUCUCUUUUGUCGUAGAUCUGCCCCCCAGCAUUCCCAGCCAUGAGAAAAUCGAGUUCUGCCUGUCAUACGAAUGCAAUGGCCAAGUGUUCUGGGAUAACAACGAAGGACAAAACUACUGUGUAGUUCGUGCAGAAUGGAAAUACGAUGGUGUGCAGAUCCAUUCGCUUACAAAAACAGACCUGUCAUCUUACAAAUUGCAAAAUUACAAACCUGAAAAUGACUUAGAUAAGUUUGGAACACCUAAAACAUCCAUGGGUCUCUAUCCCGAAUGGCAAAGUUGGGGUAAAAUAGGGAACACCUCACCUUACUGGUGAAAAUCCUUUGGCCAUUGUUCUUAAGUAUCAUAAGAAUCUUGAUGUCCUUGGGCACAAAGAGUUUAUAAUACGUAAAUGUUACAUGUUAUGUAAUGGCAUCAAGGCAAAACAUGAUUACGUUUUUCGAGCGUGAAAAUAAUUGAGGCAGCGAGCUUUUCCUCUUAAGCAAAUUGUUAAGUUCUAAAGCACCUACAAAUCUUGGAUAAGCCUGCAUUAGAAUAGAGAACACGUGUCUAUCAAGUACCAACUUAAUUGCUGCCAUUAAACAGCCUAUACAUAUAUAACAAAUCUAAGAGUAGCAUGUUUAAAGAGGUAGAGUUUUCUGAAAUGUAUAAAAGACACAAGUGGAUGGUGUUUAAGAAGGGAGAAUGGUAUGGGU
Molecule: messenger RNA, 1384 nt
Organism: Nanorana parkeri
Lineage: Eukaryota; Metazoa; Chordata; Amphibia; Anura; Dicroglossidae
Gene: PPP1R3C
Product: protein phosphatase 1 regulatory subunit 3C
Exons: 2
Coding region: 58-1005 (315 amino acids)
Biological process (GO): regulation of glycogen biosynthetic process
Cellular component (GO): protein phosphatase type 1 complex
Molecular function (GO): protein phosphatase 1 binding; glycogen binding
Source: RefSeq, a predicted model, not a curated record